Messenger RNA from Spea bombifrons (plains spadefoot toad), 674 nucleotides. It is a transcript of the gene CFAP90, whose product is annotated as cilia and flagella associated protein 90. Bases 173 to 631 code for a protein of 152 amino acids. The transcript has 3 exons. The record is from RefSeq and is a predicted model, not a curated record. NCBI's taxonomy places the organism in Eukaryota, Metazoa, Chordata, Amphibia, Anura, Pelobatidae.
UAUCCCCAGCUCUGAGUGACUCUUUGUGAGGUCGUCGACAGUGUUUGUUGUAUUGGAAAUCCUGGCAACCAUUAUACACUUCAGUAGCUGUAGAGGCAGGGGAAACAUGAGUAGCUGAAGCUACAGAGAGAUCAGGCCUUAAACAUACGUUUGUUUCAGAUAUUCAGGUGUCAUGGAGGUGCACUUUACUGGAGAACGGCAAGAAGCUAAAGAAGAAUACAAAGAAAUAAAAAGAAAAUAUCAUCAGCCGCACCUUGCAUCUUUGUCUGCAUUCUCAAUUGUGCCCUUAGAAAAAAGAUCUAAGGAGCUAAGUUAUUUCAAUCGACUGAAUAAGGAUGAACACGUUUCUACAUAUGACGCCAUUUUCAAGAGGCCACAAGAAUACAAUGAAAAACUUCACAGAGACGACAGAAAACAUGCAAAGCAUAAUGACUUAAAUAUUAAUGCUGAGGAAACCUCUCGACCAGUGGCUGUAUUGAGCUCCUCAGAAUAUGGAAGACACUUAAAUCUCCAUGUUGACAAAGUUAAUAGAGAUCAUGUUAGAAUUGGUUUAGUACAUGUGGACUUCCACCGCAAGAAUGGAAUUAGCAAUUCUGUAGAAGAAGGAUAUGGAUCUGUCAUACCAUCAUAAGUAAACUGUAUAGCCUGCUUAAUAAAGCACCUUGCAUCCAUUA